Seminavis robusta is the source of this 999-nucleotide messenger RNA. The record is from the annotation of a GenBank genome assembly. Lineage: Eukaryota; Bacillariophyta; Bacillariophyceae; Naviculales; Naviculaceae.
AUGACAACUCAAAAGACAACCAAUGAGAAAGCGUUGACCACCGCGAAGAAAGAGCAGGAUUUGUGGAAGACCCAAAUCCUACCAUCAUUCCAAUCUCCCACGCGCUACUCCUCGUUGACCAAAACUUAUAAUGUCCUUUGGGAGAUUCUAUGGAAAGAACAGGACUCAUUGUUGUUGUUGUCGUCGUUGUUGUCAGUACAGCAAGAUCAUGAGUAUGACACAAGACGACGACAACAAGUACAUGUAGCCGACUGUUUGAAAGCCCUGCAAUUGUGCUGUCAACUUUUAAUGGGGAUUCUGGAACAUCCCAUCACCAUUCUGUCGUCGGAAUCUACAUGUACUACCAGUACUACCACUAAUAAUGGAACUGAAACCACCAAACACGAAAUACCCUUUAUAGGGCCACCACUUCCACCACCACCAAGUCACAAUGAUACCAACAACAAGAAUCACCCUCACAGUCAAAAACAACACAUUCUCAAGCAAACAAUCCACAGAAGUAGGCUGCUGUUAAGGGUUCUGGAAGAGCAAUCGGAGAAAUUGCCAGAAUCAAAACAUGAAAUACUACGACAAUACACGUCCUCCAAUAAUAGUAGUGAAGACGUUGAAGCCAAACAGCUUUGUGUGGUCCCCAUGAAGGGAAAACAUGCUGGACUCUAUACCUACAGCGUUGGCAAUAACAACAAUGAUGACGAUGACAGUGAUGAUGAUGAUGACGAAGGAAACCUUCUCGUGUCGCUAGAUCGAAAAGCACUGGAAGCAGAGGAACAAGAACUGAUUUUAAUGGCCAGCACACCGACGCCACAGGAAUUAUUCUUCCAGCGGGGGUUCCAACAGCAGCUACCCAUCAUCUAUACUCCUCCUCCUCCUACCACCACGAAUGAUAGCCAACAAAACGACAAAACGAAUACCACUCGGUCACUGCUACAAGACGAAUGGUCCCGGGAGGAGUUCCAAGAGUGUCAAGAGAGGAGCCAAAAACGACAGAAGUUGUCAUGA